This is a messenger RNA of Camelus dromedarius (Arabian camel), 1964 nucleotides long. It is a transcript of the gene MTARC2, whose product is annotated as mitochondrial amidoxime reducing component 2. Bases 40 to 1044 code for a protein of 334 amino acids. Gene Ontology annotation, biological process: nitrate metabolic process. Gene Ontology annotation, molecular function: nitrate reductase activity; molybdenum ion binding; pyridoxal phosphate binding. Gene Ontology annotation, cellular component: mitochondrial inner membrane. NCBI's taxonomy places the organism in Eukaryota, Metazoa, Chordata, Mammalia, Artiodactyla, Camelidae. The record is from RefSeq and is a predicted model, not a curated record. The transcript has 8 exons.
CCCUUCUGUGCUCAGGGUCGCGCCCGCAAUCGCUGGGCCAUGGGCGCCGCCGGCUCGUCGGUGCUGGCCCGCCUCGGCCUCCCCGGGCGCCCAAGGCCCGGCUGGCUCGCGGUCGCCGCGCUGGGACUGGCCGCGGUGGCGCUGGGGGCCGUCGUCUGGCGCCGGGCGCGGCCCAGGCGGCGCCGGAGGCUGCAGCAGGUGGGCACCGUGGCGCAGCUCUGCAUCUACCCGAUCAAGUCCUGCAGUGGGGUGUCUGUGAGCGCGGCGGAGUGCACGGCCCUGGGGCUGCGCAGCGGCCACUUGCGGGACAGGUUUUGGCUGGUGAUUAAGGAAGAUCAACACAUGGUGACAGCCCGGCAGGAGCCUCACCUUGUGCUGGUCUCCAUCACUUAUGAGGACGAUCACUUCAUCCUCAGGGCGCCAGGCAUGGACCAGCUGGUUUUGCCGAGCAAGCUGCCCUCCUCGAACACGCUCCGUGACUGCAGGGUGUUUGGUCUUGACAUCAAGGGUAGGGACUGCGGUGACGAGGCUGCUCAGUGGUUUACCAACUUCUUGAAAACAGAAGCUUUCAGGCUGGUUCAGUUUGAAAGCAACAUGAAGGGACGAUCAUCAAAGAAAAUCUUCCCUUUUGUCCAGAAUUACCAGGUGGCCUACCCGGACUGCAGCCCCAUCAUGGUCCUCUCGGAAGCCUCCCUGGCAGAUCUGAAUACGAGGCUGGAGAAGAAAGUGAAAAUGAGCCAAUUCAGGCCAAAUAUCGUGGUGACAGGCUGCGAUGCUUUUGAGGAGGACACCUGGGAUGAACUCCUCAUUGGCAACGUAGAAAUGAAAAAGGUGUUGUCUUGUCCCAGGUGCAUUAUGACCACAGUGGACCCCGAUACCGGAGUGAUGGACAGGAAGGAGCCGCUGGAAACCCUGAAGAGCUACCGCCUGUGUGAUCCUUCUGAGAAAGCAAUUUACAAGUCGUCCCCACUUUUUGGAAUCUAUUAUUCGGUGGAAAAAAUCGGAAGUCUGAAAGUUGGUGACCCCGUGUACCAGAUGAUAUAGUGACAGAUCCACUAGGAUGAUUACGGUUUCAGCAUCCAGAAGGCAUCCAACAGGAUUUUAACGACCGUGCCAGCACCACCACCUGCGCAAAUCGUUAUUACCCAGCCUUUGCCCAUCUCCUACCUGGAAAUGAAUCUCUGUUUUUGACUUUUUUGGAGUUACGGAUACUCUGUGUUAAUGCAAGGAAAGUAUUCAAAGUGAUUUGGGAAUAAGAAGAUAUAUAGAUUUUAGGUAAUGAAGACUUUUAAAUAAAUAAAAUUGUCAAUACAAUUGUUUUGAAUGUUACUGUAGCUACUGCACAUCUCCAGUCCCCGACAUUAAUACUGAUGAGUAAGGAAAGUUGAAAGAAUCAGCUAAAAAGCUGAAACAUUUUUUCUGAAUGUUUAUAUUUGAUCACAAUCAUUCUAUGUUUUAGGAGAAUUGGGAAACAGCCGGUUUCCUGAUGUGCCUUUACAUGUUAACACACGAAUUCUUAUUAGUUGGCUUUUUUGCAUAGAUAUUGAGUCUGUUCACUUUUUGCUCCUGUGAUUUUUGAACCCACUGGUCUGGAAUCAAGUUGGAUUUGAAAAUGGAAAUCAUUCUGUAGACUUUGUUUCUGUGUUUAAUGCUGCCUCUCUUAAGUCAUGUAAAAGUACUUGUGUGUAACUGACAGGUACAUCACUUGGAAUUCCAAGUCUGAUGGAGAAUAGGAUGUGAAAGAGAAUGGAAUUUUGAGAGUCCAAGCAGGAGGAAGGGAGCAUGAACGUAUUUUCCUAGAUGUAAUUUUUAACAUAUUUUCUUAGAUGCAAUUUUUUUGGUAACAAAGGGAAAUGAACUAUUUUCAUAUGACCAAUCAAGAAUUCUUACUGAAGUAAUAUGUGAAUGAAUUAACUCAUUUAUAAUGUUGAGGUUUCUUUAAUAUUAAUAAAUGUGACUCCGAA